This is a messenger RNA of Ananas comosus (pineapple), 839 nucleotides long. Its product is annotated as protein YABBY 2-like. NCBI's taxonomy places the organism in Eukaryota, Viridiplantae, Streptophyta, Magnoliopsida, Poales, Bromeliaceae. The transcript has 5 exons. The coding region runs from base 16 to 504 and encodes 162 amino acids. Gene Ontology annotation, biological process: cell fate commitment; multicellular organism development. Gene Ontology annotation, cellular component: nucleus. The record is from RefSeq and is a predicted model, not a curated record.
UUAAAAUGGUUAGCCAUGUUUAUGCUUCAGGUUAGUGUCCCCAACAACAAUAUACUCAACAUUGUAACGGUUCGAUGCGGUCAUUGUGCUAAUCUGUUGUCCGUGAACAUGGGAGCAUUUCUCCAGUCACUUCCUCUUCAAGACGCUCAGGUUCAUAAUAUUGGCUUUCAUGAUAAAUGCGAGUAUGGAUCAUCUUCAAAAUGUAACAGGACAACAGUAAUGUACUCGAUGCAAAGCGAGCAACAACCGACGGUACCCAUACGCCCCCCAGAGAAGAGACAGCGUGUUCCCUCUGCAUAUAACAGAUUUAUCAAGGAGGAGAUACAAAGGAUAAAGGCUAAUAAUCCCGACAUCAGCCAUAGGGAAGCAUUCAGCGCUGCAGCAAAGAAUUGGGCGCAUUUUCCACAUAUCCAUUUUGGGCUAACCCUUGAUAGCAAAAAGCAAGUAAAGCUGGAUGACACCAUUGCUACACCAGCACCGCAAAAGGCGAAGGGUUUCUAUUGAGAUGAUUAUAAUUAGCUGCACCUCAAUGCUCUAUCUUGUGUACUAAACUAUAUAUUAUUGAACUUGUUGCCAACAAGUCAAAAGUAGGAAAUCGAUCCUAAUUCUGAAGCAUUAUGCCACUGCCUUUAUUUCAGAUUCAUAUUAUGGAACAGUGGAAAUAUUAAUUAGUAAGUCCAUGUGAUAUAUAUAUAUAUAUAUAUAUAUAUAUAUAUACAGGACCAAUGUACAAUGGAUCGGCUUCAAUUGUACGCUCGCUUCGACCUCCUUUUCCAAGGUGAGACAUUUUAUGACCUUGUAAUAACUAAUAAGAUGUACAAUGCAUUGCCUUGUAUUAA